GGUAUCCUUUGUCCCUCACCCCCCAAAAAAAAAUGGAGACGAGAGAAGAAAGGGAGCACCCAGUGAAGGCCUUUGGUUGGGCAGCCGCCGACUCCUCUUCCCAUCUCUCCCCUUUCCCUUUUUCCAGAAGGGAAACAGGGGAAGAAGACGUGAGGAUAAGGAUAAUAUACUGUGGAGUUUGCCACACCGAUCUUCACGGCAUUACCAAUGAUUGGGGUCUCUUCGUCUAUCCUGUCGUUCCUGGCCACGAAAUAUCGGGAGAAGUCGCCGAAGUGGGGAGCCGGGUCACGAAAUUCAGACCAGGUGAUCGCGUCGGAGUCGGGUGCCUCGUGGGUGCGUGCCACGCGUGCCAAGAUUGUUCGGAAGGCCUCGAGAACUACUGUCCGAAAAUGGUGUUGACCUACGGGGGCAUCGACCGGGAUGGAACCGUCACGUACGGAGGGUAUUCCGACCACAUCGUUGUGAACGAGCGGUACGUCAUCCGGUUCCCCGACAACAUGCCGCUCUUCGCCGGCGCGCCUUUGUUGUGCGCCGGGAUCACCAUGUAUAGUCCGAUGAAGCAGUUGGGUCUGGUCGGGCCGGACAAGCACGUCGGCAUCGUCGGACUCGGCGGGUUGGGUCACGUCGGAGUGAAAUUCGCAAAGGCUUUCGGUGUCAAAGUUACCGUGAUCGAUAUCGAUGAAGGGAAGAAAGGCGACGCUUUGGAUAAAUUCGGAGCUGAUUCCUUCCUUCUUAGCAACGAUCGAGAAGCUAUGGAGGGUGCGAUGAAUACAAUGGAUGUGAUAAUUGACACGGUGGGAGCGUCUCAUCCUCUGCUGCCGCUGAUUGGUCUGCUGAAGACACGUGGCACCCUCGUAAUGGUUGGAAUACCCGGGAAGCCCCUCGAGUUGCCGGUCUUCCCACUUGUCAUGGGAAGGAAAACGAUUACGGGAACAUUGAUAGGAGGGCUGAAAGAGACGCAGGAAAUGCUGGAUUUUGCAGCAAAACAUGACAUUGUCCCAGAGAUCGAGAUGAUCCCUAUGGACUACAUCAUGACUGCUUUCGACAGACUUGCCAAGGGUGAUGUCCGAUAUCGUUUCGUCAUUGACGUCGCCAACACCUUGCAGUCCACCAAACCCUGAAACGACAAGGAUUUCUCCCUUCGCCUUUCUAAACCACAAACUGUUCGUGUUCCCGUGUGGCAAAUAAAUAUGUAACCUGGCCCAUGUGAGCCGUCGAGUACAUGAGUUUUCAACAAUUCCGAAUAAUGAGUUAAACUAAUAUCAUCUUAAACCCAAA
Molecule: messenger RNA, 1278 nt
Organism: Tarenaya hassleriana
Lineage: Eukaryota; Viridiplantae; Streptophyta; Magnoliopsida; Brassicales; Cleomaceae
Product: probable cinnamyl alcohol dehydrogenase 6
Exons: 5
Coding region: 33-1121 (362 amino acids)
Biological process (GO): lignin biosynthetic process
Molecular function (GO): cinnamyl-alcohol dehydrogenase activity; zinc ion binding
Source: RefSeq, a predicted model, not a curated record